ACAAAAUAUUUUCCUUCCUUCAAAAUUGCAGUUUAACAGUGGCGAUGGAAGAGUAUACAUCACAAGUCAGUGAAGAAAUUCACACCGAUGUUCUCAGCAAAGCUCGAAUCUCUUGCUACAAGGCGAGAGAUGCGUUCUACUCAUGCCUGGUGAAUAAAUCAGACAAGAAGCCUACUGAAAUCGGGACUGUUGGGCUGUUAUACCCAGUUGAUUGCAACAAAACUAGGCAGGAAUAUGUGAAGCAAUGCAGACCCACUUGGGUGAAACAUUUUGAUAGGCAGUACUGUUCUAAGAAGAAAGUUCAGAGGCAUUUGGAUGAUAAUGAGUCGAGGAGAGGGUUGUAAGGGUACUCAAAUCA
Molecule: messenger RNA, 358 nt
Organism: Solanum verrucosum
Lineage: Eukaryota; Viridiplantae; Streptophyta; Magnoliopsida; Solanales; Solanaceae
Exons: 4
Coding region: 45-344 (99 amino acids)
Cellular component (GO): respiratory chain complex IV; mitochondrion
Source: RefSeq, a predicted model, not a curated record